Messenger RNA from Argentina anserina (silverweed cinquefoil), 5011 nucleotides. Its product is annotated as putative disease resistance protein RGA3. Gene Ontology annotation, molecular function: protein binding; ADP binding. Gene Ontology annotation, biological process: defense response to other organism. The transcript is spliced from 10 exons. The coding region runs from base 86 to 3013 and encodes 975 amino acids. Lineage: Eukaryota; Viridiplantae; Streptophyta; Magnoliopsida; Rosales; Rosaceae. The record is from RefSeq and is a predicted model, not a curated record.
UAUAGGUUCACAGCCAUUCUGCAAUUCUUACUUCACAUAUAAUUGAUAAUUCUCUAUCCCUUGUGUUUGUGUUUUAUUUUCCAAAAUGGCCGAGGCACUCAUCAACGUUCUUCUGGAACAAUUGGUUACAGUUGCUUUUGAUCACACAAAGGAGGCAGUCAAGCUGAUUUUGAAUGCUGAGACAGAGGUCAAAAAAUUCCGCAGCAAUCUCAAAGCGAUUCAAGCUGUGUUGGAGGAUGCUGAGAAGCAGCAGGUGGAGAAUGCCAGCGUGAGAAACUGGUUGGAUGAGCUCAAUGAUGUCUCUUACAAGAUGGUUGACGUGCUAGAUGAGUGGAACACUGAGAUUCUGAAACAAGAAGCAAUGAGAGUUCCAAGUGAGAAAAAGGAAACCUUCAAGAAGGUAUGUUUCUCCAUUUCCUCGACUUGCUUUUGUUUUGGCCCAGUCAAUAAGGCAACUCAUCUAUACAGAGUCGCUACUGAGAUAAAAGAGUUGAAUGAAAAGUUAACGAUGAUAGCUGCUCAAAAGGAACAGUUUGGGUUUCAUCAAUCCUCAACUCGUAGAGUUGAUGAACAACUUAUCAAAUCGCUGGAAACUUCAUCAUUUGUCGAUAUUUCUAGAAUAUUUGGCAGAGAAGAAGCACAAGCUGAUUUGUUGAACAAGUUGUUAAGUGAGAGUAGUGAAGAAGAGAAAGAAAUUCCUAUCAUCCCUUUAGUGGGUAUGGGUGGGAUGGGCAAGACAACUCUUGCCCAAUUAGCUUACAACAAUGAAAAUGUAAAAACCUAUUUUGACAAGAGAGUCUGGGUUUGUGUGUCAGAUCCUUUUGAUAGUGUGAAGAUUGCCAAAGCCAUUAUUAGUGGUACAGGUAAUACCGCCCCAGAUUCAACAGAGUUGCAAGUUGUAUUGCAGUGUAUGUCUAGAUGCCUUGAGGGGAUGAAGUUCCUUAUUGUCUUAGAUGAUGUGUGGACUGAAAACCAAAGAGAGUGGGAAAGUUUAAAGUUACCAAUUAUGAUGAGAACUUGUGUUGUAGGUAGUAAAAUAGUGGUGACCACUAGAAAAGAGAGAGUUGCUGAAAUAAUGGGAGCAACCAUUCACAUGAUCCAUUUGAAGAAGUUGAGUGAUGAAAAUUGUUUGGCACUGUUCAAUAGUAUUGCAUAUUUGGGGAGGGAAAUGGAUGAGGCUAAUGGGUUUGGAUCUAUAGGUGAGAAAAUAGCAAAAAAGUGUGACGGUUUACCACUUGCUGUAAAAACAUUAGGUGCUCUCUUGCAUUAUAAGAAGAAAAAGAAUGAAUGGGAGGAGAUCUUGAAUAGUAAUAUAUGGGCUCUGAAAGAGGUUGAGCAACAAGUUUUUCAACCACUUUUACUUAGUUAUUAUGAGUUGGCCCCUGCAGUUAGGCGUUGCCUGUUAUAUUGUGCUACAUUUCCCAAAGAUAAUCAGUUUAGUGAAGACAAUUUGAUUAAAUUGUGGAUGUCACAAGAUUAUCUUAGUGGGAAAGACUAUAAAGAAAAGGAAAAACUAGGUCGAAAUGUUUUCGGCACCUUAGUAAUGCGAUCAUUUUUCCAAGAUGUUGUGGAAGAAGUAGGUGUUGAUGAGUACAAGAAUAUUACUGUAUGUUGCAAAAUGCAUGAUAUUGUGCAUGACUUUGUGCAGUUCCUCAAUAGGAAUGAAUGCUUUACAGCAGAGGUUAAAGAGGCAGACAAAGAAAUACUAAGAAUCAGUGAGGAGGUCCGUCAUUUGACGUUAAUGUUUGUACCAUAUGAAUCUUCAUUUUUGGAUUUGAUUUCACCUGCAAAUUGCAAAAAGUUGCGUACGCUAGCGACUUUUGAUUCCAAAAUCAGUAGCGUAGAUUUGAUAGCAAUUUCUAAGAUGAAAUGUUUGAGGACAUUAAAUCUAAGCAACAACGCCAUUGAAGAGUUUCCAGAAGAGAUGGGUGCAUUGAUACAUUUGAGGUAUCUUGACUUGUCUCGCAAUUGGAGAUUGGAGAAACUACCAGACAGCGUGGGCAACUUAUACAAUUUGCAAACCUUGCGUCUCGAUGGAUGCGACGAGCUUAGUGCACUGCCGGAGAGUAUGGGGAACUUGACCAAGUUAAGGCAUCUUCACAACAAAUAUUGUCGUAAUCUGGCGUAUCUUCCAAGAGGUAUCGCGAGAUUAACAAGUCUGCAAACACUAGAUUUCUGUCCUGUUAUGGAUGGUGAAUGCUUGAAAUUAGAAGACCUGGGAAGCUUGGACCAGCUUGAGGGUAGUCUCAAGAUUGUGAUCAAGACAUUCAAGGGGAAAUUGAAUGAUGCUACGAGUGAGGCGCACAAGGCUCGCCUGUGGAGUAAAAAGCUGUAUUUUUUGACAAUAGAAAUUGCCUUAUUGACCGAGGAGCAGACUCAGCGGACCGCAGAUAUUCUGCUGGAGGCGUUACGGCCGCAUCAAGAUUUAUUACAUUUAAAUAUAUGGGGCGAUACCCUUUGGCCCUGCUCCGCCGUGCCCAGUUGGAUGAUACCCUUACAGAACUUGAGAUCUCUUGAACUGUGGCGCUUUCGUGGAUUUGAAUGUCUGCCUCCUCUUGGGACAUUGCCUUUCCUUGAAGAAUUUUCCGUAUCGGGAAUGGAUAAAGUGAAGAGGGUUGGACAUGAAUUUUUGGGAAUGCCCAAUUCUCAAACAACAUCAUCAUCUUCAUCCUCUGUUUUCUUCCCGAAACUGAAAAAACUCUACUUGACUGAACUGUGUGAGUGGGAACAUUGGGAAGAAGUUGGAGGUGAUGGAGUUACAAUUAUGCCAUGCCUUGAUCAUUUACAAAUUUACCACUGCCCUAAGCUGGUGAACCUGCCACUCUUUCUGCAAAACACAGCCCUCAGCAAAGUUAUCAUCAGUGGAUGUCGUCAGAGUAUUAUAAUACCUAUCAUGCCCGCCAACUGCGACGUUGAGAUUGAGGACGAGAUAGAGGAUUCAGAAGAUGAGAGGGUUGAAACAGAGACACAUAUAGUCUCACAGAUAGAUGAGGAGAUCACCGUGAUCACCUGAAACUGCAACUAUUUGACUGAGGGAGGACUGAGUUCCACUUCCAAAGCAGGUAACUACGUCUCUGGAGACGUGGCAAGAGUUACAGAUCUUUGGCUAUCUCAAGAUUAAAUAUGGGCAGUUCUCUCAUUAGCAGAUGUGGUGCGCCUGAGUUGCAUAAAGAUUCAGAUGAGAUGCAACGACCUUGCUAGCAUUGAAAUUAAGCAGACUGCAGGAAGUAUGGCUCCAUAGCCCAACAUGACUGACAAUGAUAUCAAUCUGUAACUGAAAAUGUAUCGGCAGAUAAACUUGAACGGCCUGGAUUCCGAGAACUAGAUACUGCCAUAGAUAGAGAAAGGUUUGAUGAAGUCACAGAAGGAAGUGGAUCAUUCUGAAACGUAUCCGGUCGUUUUCGGCGCGAAUUCGGCCUUGUCCGCCGCGUUUCCGAGCGUAUUAUUGGAUGCAAAUGCAAUGAGAUGAGGCACUGAAGCCCCAUCGGAUAAGUUCAGGAUAUAGUCGGAAAAGCGUCUGGAGACUGUCGGAUCGGGUAGUAAAAAGACAACUUUGCCCCUAUGUGCUUCGGUCCUCAGUUAAGAAACUGUGACCUUGAAUAUAUUGAAGGGGACAUACUUUUCAAUCAUCAUGCCCAGGAGAUUGAAUACUACAGGCGAUGUAUGCCUCCCGCCCGACGAAUAUCUACACAUUCCUUUUUUUUCUCUCCUUUAUAACUUCAGAAAAGCCAAGAUACUCCAAGAGAUGCGCAGCUUUUCGGCUUGGCUAAGCUUCACCCUCAGUCCAUCUGAUCAACCAAAAGGAAGAUAUGAGAUUUCACAGCGUGACUCAGAGAAGGAUGUGUCAGUAUCACAGUAUGACCAAAAAUAUCAAUUCUAAACGCUUUAAGAAUCCAUCAAGGCACCAAGUGCAACAACCUCAUGCGAAAAUUACGUAAAGACAUGCUCACCCAUCAAAGUUGCAUUGGCUGGCUUCGUCAGGACAUGAUGACUAUCGAGUAGUCAUGAUAUGCACUUCGAUCAUAUACAGUAUAUAUCUCCCACACGUACAGCUAUACCUUUAGGUAUCUUCUCUAUAAAAGAAGAAAAUGCAAACCAAAAUGAUGAGCAGGCCAGAGUGAAGCAGAAGGAAUUGAAUUGGUGCGGUCAAGCUGUAGUGCUACAUCCAUCUGACUUACCAGUGUAGAUGCCAUCAGAAUUUACCUGGGUGUUCAAAUCAGCCGCAAGUUUUUAGUCGCUGGAUAAAUCCCAAGACAUGAUGAACCUCAACAGGCUAAGCUGAAUUCCUCACGCAGAAUCAAAUUAAAUAUUGAAGUUGUUCGGUUAGCAGCAGAUCGAUGAGGUUCUGCAAAUGGAGAAAAAGUAAUAAAGGACUUGUUGAGGGCCUUGGGGCAGUGAUUCACUAGCAAGGAGAACUGUUUAAUACUCUUUGAUUUAUUUGAUCAAUGGAUGAGUCUUACCUAAACUAGCAUAGAAGAGAAGGGAUGAGUGAUGUGGAUGUGACCCAAACUGAGCUUAUUCACCUGAAAUUUUCUUAUCACCUGAAAUUUCUACCAAAGGACAAUUAAUACUGAUGAUCGAGGAUGUUUACCUCGGGGUUGCUGCUCAAAAUGGCUUCUAUGUAAUGGUGAAAGCUGAUCAAAGUUGAAUACUGAUGGGCUUCAGUGGAAUCAAAUUCAGGAGAAGAUCGAUUCACAAAUGAUCGAGAGGAAGAGCAGCAUGACAUGGUCUUCAUCGAUCGCAAAGGAACUGUAAGCGGAAGUCCUGAAGGAAUUGGAACGACAGGGACUUGUUCUAGUAGUACAAGGAUUGCAAGAGAGCAUUUAUGCUUGUGAGGUUUUUAUUGGGUGUAAUUGGGACUCUUGUUGAGAGGUGGUUGAGUGGUUUAUGACUGUAACCUUCUUCAUCAUUACUGGAUUCAUCAUCAUCAUGAUCGCUUGAGGACGUAGGCAAGUUGGCCGAACCUCGUUAAAUUUGGUGUUAUUGUUCAUGCCAUGCAAAGUGAAGCAAC